Messenger RNA from Cyprinodon variegatus (sheepshead minnow), 1140 nucleotides. RefSeq names its product chromosome unknown open reading frame, human C11orf70 (gene cfap300). The coding region runs from base 94 to 885 and encodes 263 amino acids. NCBI's taxonomy places the organism in Eukaryota, Metazoa, Chordata, Actinopteri, Cyprinodontiformes, Cyprinodontidae. The record is from RefSeq and is a predicted model, not a curated record. The transcript has 7 exons.
UUCCAUUAAAUACAAGCAGUGACUUUUGAUUGAUGAAUCUGUUCUCUUCUUGAUAAAAAGAACUGCUUCAGACAUUUUAAGGUGGAACUCGCAAUGGCUGGAGAGGGAUGCGCGUUUGAGCAAACUUUUUCUUUCACUCCUCUUCCCGCUAAGACCUUCUCUUUCCAACAAGAUAAAGACACCUUGAACCUUUUGAUGAAAUGGUCCAUGCUUGGGAGGAUCUCAGCUCAGGCUUACAGCUUUGACAGUAACUUUCACCCCUACAGCUGUGAAACGUUUGCCUUGUGUUUCUUUAAAGACCCUAAGGUGAUUCACAGUCUGAGAAAUAUGGAGGACAAACUCCGGGUGCCUCUUGAGAAGCCAGUUGUGUCUGUCAGCGUAGAGCUGGUGCCCUGUACUAAGAUCUCCAUGGAGCUGUUUGAUCCAAUCUUCUCUUGCGGGAUCUUGAGGCCUUCUGGUGAUGUAGUUAAAUGCUUUCAUGAUGUCUACCCUGAUUUCGAUGAACUUCGACAGAUGUUACAGGAAGAGGACUCCGAGCACUACUAUGUUGUUGGAAAGACGGAACGGAAGGAGUUUCUCUUUUGCCUCUUUAAGCACCUGUGUCUUGGCGGGGAGCUUUGUCAGUAUGAGGACAACAUUGAUCCCUACAUUAGCACCACUAAGAAGCUAUACAAAGACCUUAUAAGCGUUCAAAAGGAUACAGAUACAAGAAAGAUCAGUGUGGUGUCCACUGUGCUCAAAGUCAGUGCCUAUGAUGAGUCUGGCAUUUGUUUUCCUGGGACUCAAGAUGAGGAACAAACAUUUGCCUACCUGAUCGUGGAUCCGGUUAAACGAAAUGUGACUUUGUUUUACCACAUCUUCGGCAUGGGAAAGUUCACACUUUGAGUGCCGAAAAAAAGAAAGAUGAGUCAAAAAUGUAGCUUAAAAAAAAAAUGUAAUUUUCUUUUGUCAAGUGAAGCUACAUCCAUAAAGGACUUUCUACCUUCCUUCUUAAAACAGGAAGAAUAGUCGGCCAUGCAAUGCCUAGAAAACUUUAUAAGGUCCUUUUAGUUCCAUAGUCAGAAAUCUGAAAAACGGCUCAAUAAGAGCCCAUGCUCAAUAUAAACAUUUUUAUUUAAAUUGAAUUGAGUUUAAUAACCU